AUUAGAGCAGGUUGUGAGUUUGUGGCUCCAGUGGGGCUUCACUGCGGUUGUUGUUCCGGGGAAGGUUGGCUGCGGCGGGACCGACGUCUUUCUCCCGAAGGAGAAGGUUCAGUCUCCCGCCAUGGAAGCCGAAGAGACGCCGAGUGAGGAGCCACCCAAUGCUACUCCUUACUACUGCAACAUCUGCAAAAUCUAUUGUGCAUCACUCAUAAAUCUUCAAACUCAUUUCCUUGGGUAUAGACAUAAGGCGGUUGAAGAAGCUCUAAAAUCCCAUGGCAUUGUUAAGUCUUUAAGCGAUACUGGGGAAUCAAUUAGACCACCAGAAACCCUUCCAGAUUACAUUCACACUGAGCCUGAAAGACAUUUUGGAAAAACUCUGGAAGAGCAACUUAAUUCAUGUAGGGAUACUGAACCUGCUAUUGGUCUCCAAUAUGUAACUGAAUACCAGUCAAAAGAAAGUCUACUCUAUGAGUGUAAUCUAUGCGGCUGUCAGACAGGACUAACUAACAUGUUCAUGCAUGUUUUGGGUGUUAAACACAGGCUUGCAUAUUUGAAAAAACACCACCCUAAAGUGGCAGAUGUUAAAGGGCGAGGUUCCCACUUGAGUAGAAAACUUAAAGAGAUUGCUGCAAAAGUUGAACAAGAGGAAGGAAGAAAACAUAUAAUGGUUUCCAUGGACAUUCCAGUUCUGAAAGAGGAUAAAUAUUCACUUCAGCUUUCAGAUUCUCUUGUCACUUGGUUUUGUGAAGAUGAUGAUGCCCCUAAACUGAAGGACAGUGCUAAGAACUCUAAGGAAGAUAACCGGAAGGAAGAAGAUACCAACAAGCCAACAAAAGGGCAGUGUGAUGAUGGCAGCAAUUCAGAAGAUGUAGAGCAGCAGGAUAAGAAUACAGUGCAGCUAGAAAAUGUAACGUUAAGUGAUUCAGAUUCAGAAGAAUUCUCUAACAAUGAAGAACUAUUAAAUUACUUACAAACCUUUGAAAUAGUGGAUGAAGAAGAUGCUUCAUUUAUCCUGAAAGUUACCCAGAAACUUACUAAUGCAUUGGUGGUGUAUCGUGAGAAGGUUUCAGAAAGAAAAAACUCUUUUGAAUCAAACCCAGAAGAAAAUGUUGAUCCAUCAGAACAGUCAAGGAUGACUUCUGGGAGAAGAGAUGAACCUGACAUUGGUUUUUCUGAAAAGCAAUCUCCUGCUCAAUACUCAUAUGAAGAUAUGGGAACAGUGUUGAAUGUGAAUCCACCAAAUAAGCGAAAAGCAUCACUGCUAUGUGUAAAUGACAAAGCUAUGCAUUGUAAACGUGGGACUUUUGUGUCCACAUUUGUAGAAGUACCCAAUGAACAUGCUUCUCCUGAUGAAAUGCAAGAUACCCCUUCUUCUCAAGAAUGUUUACCAAAUUUUGAAUCAGACAAAAAUUCUUCAUUUCCAAAUCUGUCAGAGGCAUCCACUGGCUCUCUUCCUGGACCAUCAGUAUCAGAGAGUCGUAUUAUUGCAAAUUUUUUCAGCAGUAUAAAAAAUAUGGAAGCUGAUGAAGUUGCUGCCACCUUGCACAAAAUAGCCUCAUCAAACCCAUCAUUCAGUGGAAUGGAUGUUGAAAAUGUGAUAAAGAUCCUGACUGAAAAUGGGAUCCUUAUAUCUAAGAAGACCACCAGCACAAAUUGAAGAAAAAUGGUUAGUUAUUAGUGAUGCUGUAAUUUUGUACAGAUUGUGGAGAUAAUAGUGCAAUUCAUCUGUGUUGUAAAACUUAAUGGCUGAGUAUUUUUUGUCAUCUGCUUAUUAUUUCUGUUCAUCAUUUAAAAUAAUAUGAUCAUUUUGCCUCUGGAUGUUGCUCUCAUUUAUAUUGUGACCUUUAUUUGAGCUGAAGAUAGAUGCUGUUGAAAUAGUUAUCAGUUCUCUGUUUUAUCUUUUUGGUUUUGAUUAUUUUUUGUUACUAACAUUUAAGAUUGUAUUAAGGUGCACCAAAAAAGGUGUAUAAAUAUUUUAAUGAAUACAA
This is a messenger RNA of Sceloporus undulatus (fence lizard), 1988 nucleotides long. RefSeq lists its product as uncharacterized. The coding region runs from base 122 to 1657 and encodes 511 amino acids. Gene Ontology annotation, cellular component: precatalytic spliceosome. NCBI's taxonomy places the organism in Eukaryota, Metazoa, Chordata, Lepidosauria, Squamata, Phrynosomatidae. The record is from RefSeq and is a predicted model, not a curated record. The transcript is spliced from 17 exons. Gene Ontology annotation, molecular function: double-stranded RNA binding; single-stranded RNA binding.